GUCGGCCGUGGAGUCCAUCUCCUACCAGCACCUUGCCACGUGGCAUCUCCUCCGGCGAUGGCUACUGAAACGAGAGGCUCCCUUCCUCCUCCCGGACUUCUCUAAAAAGCUCUUCUUCUUCUAUCCGUCUCCAUCGAAGUUCUGCUGAAGAGAAGAAGAUCCAAAUCCAAACCCUACCCCUAAUGUUAGAAAUUUUCUUUUCCAUUUUUUUUAAUAGUCCCAGAAGUCAUGGAGUUGUAGUGCAGAUCCGAACCCGUUAAUGGACAGAAAUAUUAGAAGAGUGGAGUUUUCGGACCCGAAGCCGGCGGACGACGGAGGAGUCGAGCUCAGCCUCGGGCUCUCCAUCGGCGGGAGCUCCCGGAGGGACCGGAAUCCGGGUCCGGCCCAUCACGGGUCGGACACCCGGUUAGGAUCCGGCGAGACCGUCGCCGAUCUUGGUGGGGUUCGUCCCUUCGACAACGAAGAUCCUUUCCGGCGGCAGGAGGGGAGGAAAAAUGGGAUCUUUGGCGGCGGCAAUGGGGUUCCGGCGGAGGAUCGGUUGACGCUAGAGGCACAGACGCUGAAAUCGAGGGCCAGAGACCGGGCGGCGAGGGAGAGGGAGGCGUUCGUCGCCUACCGGGACAGGCGGAGCCGCGACCGAAUCGCCGGCAUUGCUCGACUUCCUAGCCCUAACCCUAAUCCGGUGGCGUACGGCUCGCAUCCGUUCCCGGCGAUGGCAAUGCAGUAUCCUCACCACCAUUUACGGUGCGCGCCGGUACCGAAUGGGCUGGGAUUUCCCUUUGUGAUGCCAUGCUGGGCUCCGGCGGUGUUGCCUGUCGCCGCCGAGGGUUCGAACCAUUCCGAGAGGAGUAUGUUCCUGCCGGUGGUUUGCCGGGGCUUGCCGGUUUCCGUACCGGCUGUGAAUGCGAAUCGUGGCAUCGGCGAGAGUUGCUAUUUGGAAGUGACACGUGGGAAGGGCAUUGGGGUUAAUGGGGCCCCUUCGUCGAUUGAUUCGCUUGGGAGCAGCUCUUCAGGGGUUUCGGAUACUUGGAGUGGUUCGCUUCGAGG
Elaeis guineensis (African oil palm) is the source of this 1047-nucleotide messenger RNA. The record is from RefSeq and is a predicted model, not a curated record. NCBI's taxonomy places the organism in Eukaryota, Viridiplantae, Streptophyta, Magnoliopsida, Arecales, Arecaceae.